Chinchilla lanigera (long-tailed chinchilla) is the source of this 800-nucleotide messenger RNA. It is a transcript of the gene Mrps33, whose product is annotated as mitochondrial ribosomal protein S33. The transcript has 3 exons. The record is from RefSeq and is a predicted model, not a curated record. The coding region runs from base 145 to 465 and encodes 106 amino acids. NCBI's taxonomy places the organism in Eukaryota, Metazoa, Chordata, Mammalia, Rodentia, Chinchillidae. Gene Ontology annotation, cellular component: mitochondrion.
CUAGCCGCCAAGCUUCCGUUUCUCUAAUGUUCUCUGUAGCCGCCGGCGGGAGCUGAGAGCCGGUUAGGGGGCGGGCCUUCCGGGUCAGGGCGCGUGGUUGAGGAAGGGCAGGAUCAGGGAGUGUUGCUCCCUGCUGCUCGGGAAAUGUCUUCACUUUCAGAAUACGCCUUGCGCAUGAGUCGUCUAAGCGCCCGGCUCUUCGGUGAAGUUGCCAGGCCGACUGACUCCAAAUCCAUGAAAGUGGUGAAACUUUUCAGUGAGCAGCCCAUGGCUAAGAGGAAGGAGACCUACGACUGGUAUCCAAACCACAACACGUAUUUCGCGCUCAUGGGCACACUCCGGUUUUUUGGCCUGUACAGAGAUGAGCAUCAGGAUUUUAAGGAUGAACAAAGGCGUCUAAAGAAGCUUCGUGGAAAGGGGAAACCAAGGAAAGGAGAAGGAAAAAGAGCAGCGAAAAAGAAAUAGUGUCAGCCGUCAGGACAGAAAGUUUCUUCCUCAGUGACUAAAAGAAGAAAGUGUAUUUACGUCUUUCCACUAAUAGAGGAACCUAAUCUUCCUCAGUGAAGGUUAUUUAGAACACAUCAUCCCGUGUGGAAAUCUAAUCUAGUCAAAUUGUGCCUGGUUUCUUGAAUACAUUGUAAUUCUGCAAAAUUAUUUCAGCCGUGGUUUUGUAAUCUGAGGUUCACCUAAUUCUGCAGUGGGGUAAAUGUAUAAUUUAUUGUUUGUGACUUGUUGGGAGUAGGUAUGGGAUGUCGGGGGAGUGGAAAAGCAGCCUCAUUAAAUGAAUGCCCAGCAGUUUC